GUAUAGUCCCCGCGCAUUGGGAAAAAAAGUGAUCCUUCACCUUGACAACAGCUUCUCUGUGCGUGCGAGCGUGUUUCUCUCCCAACAAUCUCACUUCAAUAAGGGACAUCAUGUCGGAUCGCGAAUUCAGUUCGAACGAUGACCUGUCGCUUCCUAAAGCGACGGUCCAAAAAAUCAUCACCGAGAUUCUACCCCCUUCUUCCGGCCAGACCUUCUCCAAAGAUGCUCGCGAUCUCCUGAUGGAAUGCUGCGUCGAAUUCAUCACCCUGAUCUCCUCCGAAGCCAAUGACAUCAGCGAGAAAGAGGCCAAGAAAACAAUCGCCUGUGAGCAUGUAGAGCGGGCUCUGCGUGAUCUUGGGUUUGGCGAUUAUAUCCCCGACGUGCUUGCUGUGGCAGAGGAGCACAAGGAGCAGUUGAAGUCGCGAGAAAAGAAGCAAAGCAAGAUGGAGCAGAGUGGACUGUCGGAAGAGGAGCUGCUACGACAGCAGCAGGAGCUGUUCCGCUCUGCUACGGAGAAGUACCACGCUGCCCCGGAGUAAAUGCCUGGGUUGGAUAACUGAAUAUGAAAUGCGUUUGACUCUUGCUGGCCAUAGAGGGAACAGGUUCGGAGUUUUGUCUUUCGGCUGAAGAAUCUCGGAGUUUAGGUUGUCUGGGAUUGAAACCAUGGUUUCUGAACGGGUUGGUUGGCCUUUUAUUUGUCCUUUUAAGUAUAGUUGCAUUGAUAUCUCGACUUUUGCCUUUAAGUACGCAAAAUGCUUGGACGUAUGUAAUACCAAUGCUGUAUGGGUUGUAAUCUGACGACGAUAUCAACAUACCUUUCCUACUUGUACAGGAUUGAGUGAUCCAUGAAUGUUGAAGCGUGAAGUUUUGAUGCUUAGAUAUCCGGUCAGCGGAUCAAUA
Molecule: messenger RNA, 900 nt
Organism: Aspergillus pseudonomiae
Lineage: Eukaryota; Fungi; Ascomycota; Eurotiomycetes; Eurotiales; Aspergillaceae
Gene: nctB
Product: negative cofactor 2 transcription regulator complex subunit NCB2
Exons: 4
Coding region: 111-539 (142 amino acids)
Biological process (GO): chromatin remodeling; RNA polymerase II preinitiation complex assembly; positive regulation of transcription by RNA polymerase II
Cellular component (GO): negative cofactor 2 complex
Molecular function (GO): TBP-class protein binding; core promoter sequence-specific DNA binding; general transcription initiation factor activity
Source: RefSeq, a predicted model, not a curated record